UCCAAUACAAAUAGAUUUAGGAAUCGAACUAUCUAAGCCGAUCGAAAAAGACAUUAGCAAGGAACAACAGAGCAUGGCUGAAGAAUUAGGUGAACCCAUCAAAUACGGAGACGUGUUUGAAGAGUCAGGUGAAGUAGGUAGAAAGCUUAUAGCUCAAAAAGAUGCAGCAGCCAUGCAAGCAGCCGAAAGCAUGGCAAUCGGCAAUGUUAAAAAAGGUGGCCCUGCUGCACUCGCCCAAUCCGCUGCUGAUAUAAACGAGAGGCGAGGCCUUCUACCUCAUGAUGCAGUAACCAAUGUCACCAGCCAUGAUGGCGUUGCUAUAUCUAAGGAGGAAGUCAAUGGUCAACAGGUUUUCACCGAGGCUAUCGGUGGACAGGUUAUGGGACAAUACGUGCAACCACCGGGUACAAAGCUGAAAUCUCCAUCGGACGAUGUCCCCGCUGAGGCAAUGACAAUAGGACAAGCCCUUGAGGCAGCAGCCGGAACAGCAGGGGACAAACUUGUGGACCAGAGCGACGCUGCAGCCAUCGAGGCUGCAGAGAUUAGAGCAACUGGCCGUGGCCAAAUUAUUGCUGGAGGGAUAGCAGCUGCUGCUCAAUCGGCAGCUGCACAUAAAACAAGGUGUUUUCAAGUCUAGGCACAGAGCUUGGAGAGCAGAGAAGCAAAGUUGUGCAUCACACAAUAGUUUUGAUUUGAAUCUUGUAGUUAAUCUUAGAAAUUUAUUUUACACUCUUUCCGUUUCAAUUUAUGUGAAUCUAUUUUCUUA
Messenger RNA from Lycium barbarum (goji berry), 766 nucleotides. Its product is annotated as late embryogenesis abundant protein D-34-like. NCBI's taxonomy places the organism in Eukaryota, Viridiplantae, Streptophyta, Magnoliopsida, Solanales, Solanaceae. The transcript has 3 exons. The record is from RefSeq and is a predicted model, not a curated record. Bases 74 to 637 code for a protein of 187 amino acids.